Paramuricea clavata is the source of this 1514-nucleotide messenger RNA. Lineage: Eukaryota; Metazoa; Cnidaria; Anthozoa; Malacalcyonacea; Plexauridae. The record is from the annotation of a GenBank genome assembly.
GAAUUUAUCAAUACAAUAAAUUCGCGACGCAUGUUGAACCCUAACUCCGGACUCUAACAUCUAACCCAAAUCUAAUCUUAAUAUGACCCUAAUCUAACCCUAAACUUGACAACCUUUUCUUUUUGAAAACAAGGUUCCUUCCUGGUUUUCGACCAACACCAAACUUUGUUACCAGUGGUACCCUGAUGGUGAUGGUGGUCAGUGUGGUGCUGGCGAACCCAGACAUCUUUGCACACACGUCAACGCAGCCACCCAAUAUUACAGAGACGACACAGACAACAGAGGAGGGGGAUGUCGCAUGAGCUGGUCCAUCGAAUCACCUUACAGCCCACAGUGGUUCAAGAACGUGCAAAUAUGCUACCGAUGGUACGCGGAUGGUGACGGCGGUCAGUGUGGCGGUGGGGCGGCACGCUUGCUGUGUGCUUCGGUGGGUAAAUUACGCCGGUCUACCGGGACGACACCGAUAAUCGCGGCGGUGGGUGUAGAAUGUCUUGGCAGCUCAAACUACCACCUGUGCAUAGUUCGUGGGCGAGGAAUAUCCAGUUGUGCUACGAAUGGUAUCCAGAUGGUGAUGGUGGACAGUGUGGUGGUGGUGCUGCUCGCAAGCUUUGUGCUUUGGCCAACUUCUGGACUCCUUACUACAGAGAUGAUACCGACAACAGAGGAGGUGGAUGCCGCAUGAGAUGGGGUCUUUAUUACUAGUGAAAUAAAAUUGGACUGACUUGUAUUACUAGUAUUUGGUCUUUCUAAAAUUUUCAUGUUGCUGUAGUUCAGCUUGUGUAAUUCUGCUAUAAUUUUGCACAAUUUUUUAAAAUUUCAUCAUUUUAAAUGGAUUUAUGAAAUAAAUGAUAUUAAGAAUGAGUGCAUUGGUUGGUGUUGGUUUGGGGGGUCUGAACCCUAGCUUGAGGUAUAUAUGCUAAUGAGGUUUUACAUCCCCACCUUAUAAAACUCAGCAUUCUGAUUCCUCUCCUUUAGUCACUAGAAACAUUCCCCCCUCACCCUUCGGUUGGUUGGAUGUUACGGCUCUUCCCCCAUCCAGGUGGGUUGUACGUUGUGCUGCUGCAGCAAUCACGAGACGUCUUUACCGUUAGUACGCUCUGAUGUCGUCCUUCGCACGCCCGUCGAUUACACGUUUCGUUCGAGCCGUCCCGUUUUUACUUCGGUUGGACAUCGUGUCGCCCCUGUCGGUUUCAUCGCAAUUGAUGUGCUGUCGUCGUUCGUGGCCAUUACUUAUUCGUUCCUCUGGUCUCCCCCUCUUCCCCUUCUCGUUGCGAGCCGUUGGUUUCCUUCAGUGUCAGUCCUCCAACGUUGCAGUUUCCCAUGCCCCCCUCGCGUAUAUUAAUUUAUCAUUAUAGCUUGCAUGUUUAUCUCGUUUCGGAGCAGAUUCGUCUCAUCGCCACUUCUCCAGAAGUGUCAACUGAUGUAGUUCUAUAAUGCACAGGUAUAUUGUUCUCGGCACUCGAGAACAGCAAUAAUAUAUAUAGUAACUCGGUUAGGUAAUUCGUCAAUACCCA